UCCAACACUCCACACACAUUCCUUCUUUUUCAUCAUUUAAAACUGCUCCAAAAACCACUAAACCCAACCAAAAAAGGAACAUAGGAACAAAAAAAAAAACACCAAAUCCAAUGUUGUCAUCUCCAAUUCUUGUCUCUCUAGCUCUCCUCAUCUCUCUCCCACUCGUCCUCUUCCUCUCCCAACAACUCCUCCCACAAUUCACCUUCCCUUUCUCCCCCGACGCCGACGACCUCGCUCUCUUCCACCGUGCCACAACCCACACCACCACCCACUUAUCCACCCUCACAAACCCUAAACCUAAAAUCGCUUUCCUCUUCCUCACCAACACCAACCUCACCUUUGCUCCUUUAUGGGAAAAAUUCUUCACCGGAAACAACCAUCUCUUCAAUAUAUACAUCCAUGCAGACCCCACCACCUCCGUCGUCUCCCCUGGCGGUGUCUUCCAUAACCGUUUCAUCUCUUCCAAACCAACCCAACGUGCCUCACCAUCACUCAUCUCCGCUGCCAGACGUCUUCUAGCUUCUGCGCUCUUAGAUGAUCCGCUUAACCAAUACUUUGCCCUAGUUUCUCAACACUGUGUUCCGCUCUUGUCGUUUCGAUUCGUUUAUAACUACCUUUUUAAAAAUCAGUUAAUGUCGUUAGCGAGUUUCUCUGACUUUAACUUGCUUUACCCUAGCUUUAUUGAGAUUCUCUCUGAGGAUCCGAAUCUCUACGAGCGUUAUAACGCUCGUGGAGAGAAUGUUAUGUUGCCGGAGGUUCCAUUUGAGGAUUUUCGGGUUGGUUCGCAGUUUUUUAUCUUGAAUAGGAAGCAUGCAAAGGUUGUGGUGAGAGAUUAUAAGCUAUGGAAGAAGUUUCGGAUUCCUUGUGUAAAUUUGGAUUCUUGUUAUCCAGAAGAGCAUUAUUUUCCCACUCUUUUGUCUAUGGAGGAUCUGAAUGGGUGUACUGGUUUUACACUGACGAGAGUUAAUUGGACUGGUUGUUGGGAUGGACAUCCUCAUCUUUAUACUCCGGAGGAGGUUUCCCCGGAGCUAAUUCGACAGCUGAGGGUGUCGAAUUCGAGUUAUUCAUAUCUAUUUGCGAGGAAAUUCUCGCCGGAGUGUCUUGCUCCGCUGAUGGAUAUAGCCGAUGAUGUCAUUUUCCGGGAUUGAAGCUUGCUCGGGCAUCUUUAUUGGUAUUGGGACAAUGCAAGUGUUUUAUUGAUGUGAAUAGAAGAUCUAGUGUCUUCAAUUGUAAAGUUUAGUUAUAUAAUUUCUAGAGUGUGAAUGUAGCUUUUAGUGUGGAUUGCAAAAUAGAAAAGCUGGUCUCCGAAGGAGGCCACGUAAGUUAUAUAUCGAAAAAUUGCAUGACCAAGUUCCAUCCUAUGAAAAUCUAAGAUGGAAAUAGAUUUUCUUUGUUAUGGUAGUCAAAUAUUGUGUACAAAACAAAAAAGAAAAUAGGCAAUAGCCAAGUUUAUUAUCUUGCCCUUU
Molecule: messenger RNA, 1466 nt
Organism: Medicago truncatula (barrel medic)
Lineage: Eukaryota; Viridiplantae; Streptophyta; Magnoliopsida; Fabales; Fabaceae
Product: glycosyltransferase BC10
Exons: 2
Coding region: 111-1148 (345 amino acids)
Cellular component (GO): membrane
Molecular function (GO): glycosyltransferase activity
Source: RefSeq, a predicted model, not a curated record